Gregarina niphandrodes is the source of this 882-nucleotide messenger RNA. RefSeq names its product putative enzymatic polyprotein. NCBI's taxonomy places the organism in Eukaryota, Apicomplexa, Conoidasida, Eugregarinorida, Gregarinidae. The record is from RefSeq and is a predicted model, not a curated record. The coding region runs from base 1 to 882 and encodes 293 amino acids. The transcript is spliced from 3 exons.
AUGGUGGCAGACUCCUACCCACUACCGCGCAUCUGGGACCACCUACGCCGUGCAGCCGGAAAGAAGUACUACUGCACGUUGGAUAUGAACAGCGGAUUCUGGAAUGUCCCGAUCGAGGAGGGGAGUAAGCCGUUGACGGCAUUCAUAACUCCGAUCGGGCUAUUCGAAUUCAACGUCAUCCCAUUCGGGGUAAAGAACUCACCUGCUGAGUUCCAGCGGGCCAUGGAUGCUUGUUUCGAGCCCUUACUCGGCGACGAUGCGUUUUGCUACAUGGACGAUAUCGUCAUUUGCGGCGACGACUUCGAGAGCGUGCUCGCAAAAGUGGAGCUCUUCCUGCAGCAAUGCAGGAAGUCUGGGUUCUACCUGCGGCUCGACAAAAGCGAGUGGUUUAAGCACCAGGUGAAGUACUUAGGACACGUGGUCGGCACGGAUGGUAUCAAGGUCCAAGAGAAGAAGACACAAACUAUCCUUCCUGGGCAUGUGUGGUUACCUGCGGCCGUUCAUCUCUCGCCGUCGGACACGACGGCACCGUUGUUCGACCUCUUGAAGAAGGGCGCCGAGUUCAAGUGGCAGCCAGCGCACGAACGUGCCUUCGAGGCCCUGAAAGAAGCAGUACAGAACACGGUCACUCUGCACGCACCAACCCCCACAGGAACCUACAUAAUCGAGACGGACGCCUCCGAACUGGGAGUAGGAGCUCUGCUAAAGCAGCGUCAAGGUGACGCGGAAGUGCCGUUAGAGUUUGCUAGUAGGAAGUUCAACCCCACGGAGCGACGCUGGGACACGCGAGAGAGGGAGCUGUUCGCAGUUAAGUGGGCGGUAGAGAAGUGGCGCGACUAUGUCAGCUUGGCGCACUUCGUCGUGGGCACUCGCCCUCAGUAA